Molecule: messenger RNA, 1069 nt
Organism: Carassius auratus (goldfish)
Lineage: Eukaryota; Metazoa; Chordata; Actinopteri; Cypriniformes; Cyprinidae
Gene: pemt
Product: phosphatidylethanolamine N-methyltransferase
Exons: 7
Coding region: 150-800 (216 amino acids)
Biological process (GO): phosphatidylcholine biosynthetic process
Molecular function (GO): phosphatidylethanolamine N-methyltransferase activity
Source: RefSeq, a predicted model, not a curated record
UGUCAUGUCCGCUGUGUUGGUAACUUUGGCAAGUUCCUCAGCAUUUACCAUAGGUAUUUACGGAUAUAAAGGUGUGAGUUGUUUACAGUGAAUGCUGGUGACAUGCUGCUGAAAGAGAGUAGACUGUGUGUUUGAAACACGGUCAUUUCAUGAGCGCAGACUCGCUGGAUUGCUGUGGAGGCUUGAAUAACGUGGAUUACAGUCAGAUGGACAUGUCCGUGUUGGCAGACCUGACGGAGCCCCGGUUCUGCGUGGCUGUGAUCGCCAUCAUCUUCAAUCCGUUCUUCUGGAAUGUGGUGGCCAGAUGGGAGCACAGGACCAGAGGUCUGACCCGUCUGUUCGGAGGUCCAUACACGGCCUGUUAUUCCCUCGCCGUGCUCAUCCUGCUCCUCAAUGUUUACCGCAGUCACAGUAUUACAGUGGCCAUGAAGGCUCACCCUCGCUGGGAGCCGCUGGAUAACGCACAUGUGUACUACGCAGGAGCAGCUCUCAUGGCGCUGGGAUCGGUGUUUGUGAUCAGCAGCUUCAUGGCUCUGGGCAUCACUGGCACUUUCUUGGGGGACUAUUUUGGCAUCCUCAUGGAUCACAAGGUGACUGGUUUCCCCUUUAAUGUGAUGGAGAACCCCAUGUACUGGGGCAGCACAGCCAACUACCUGGGCCUGGCCUUAAUGAGCGCCAGUCCUGUGGGAGUGAUCCUGACCGCUGUGGUCGGCUUGUCCUAUAAAGUAGCGAUCGCAUAUGAAGGAGCGUUCACUGAGGAGAUCUACCGGCAGAGGAGCCAGCGCUGCAAGCACAAGUAAAGAUGCUCAGAUUCCUGAAAGUGUGGAUGCAGAAGAUUUCUGAUGUAAACACCUGCAGCAUUUAAACGACUGUGUCUGAUUGAUCUGUGUAAUAUUCUGAUGGUAUAAAGAGAGUUAACGAGCACAUCCAUGCUUAACACUUUUACCCGCAAUAUUGAAUGCAAACUGUGAAUGCAAUGACAAUCAUCAGCUGUAGCAAUCCAAUAUCCAGCUGCUGCUAAUCUGUAGUCUGCUCACAUAUCAUAACCAUUAAAGAUGUGAUUGUGGUU